This is a messenger RNA of Babesia sp. Xinjiang, 1806 nucleotides long. It is a transcript of the gene atp6v1c1b, whose product is annotated as V-type proton ATPase subunit C 1-B. Gene Ontology annotation, biological process: proton transmembrane transport. NCBI's taxonomy places the organism in Eukaryota, Apicomplexa, Aconoidasida, Piroplasmida, Babesiidae. Gene Ontology annotation, cellular component: vacuolar proton-transporting V-type ATPase, V1 domain. The coding region runs from base 1 to 1806 and encodes 601 amino acids. The transcript has 6 exons. The record is from RefSeq and is a predicted model, not a curated record. Gene Ontology annotation, molecular function: proton-transporting ATPase activity, rotational mechanism.
AUGGCGCUGAAGGGUCAUAACGACAAGAGUGCGAAGUGUAUGUUUGUAGCGUGCCUUUCAUCUCCUAAUGAGAGCCGCGAACAACAGCACGUAUUGGUUCGUAAGAGUUUGAUUAAGAGUAAGAUGUGCCAUGAAGUUGGUCUGGUAAAUGUUCCUCAAGAUUUACGUUUUACAAGUUUCGACGGUUUACUAGUUUGUGCUGAUGAGCUUGAGAAGCAUGACCCGGUUGUUGAGACGGUGUUGAAGCGUGUGGAAUCCUUGGCUCGUGGUAUUGACAGUAGCCCUUUGAAUAUCCAUUUUCAGGGUCGUCAGGUUGCAGUAGAAACUUAUAUAUCCCGUUUUCAUUGGGAUGAUGGCCGGUUUCCUCGUUACAAUACCGUUGCCGACAAUUUGCAAACUUUGGUUGAUUUGGUUAAGAAGAUGGAUGAUGACGUGAUGGCUAAAGCUAGUGCGUAUGCUGACCUGAACAACCGUCGUUUAUCUAUGAAGAACGAUGCUGAGAGUACCUAUUUGUAUCGUGAUUUGACUUAUAUAGUUACUCCUGAAGUUGUUGACGAUCCUCAAGAUUUCAUUGAUACUGAGCAUUUGACUACUAUUUUGGUGUUUGUGCCAUCUGGUAUGGAUGAGGAGUGGUUGUCUAGUUACAUGCAUUUGUGUGAUAACGUCGUUCCUAACUGUGCUAAGCGUCUGAAUGUGAAAUGUUCUGGUCAUUCUUUAUGGCGUGUGAUAAUCUUUAAGAAUGUGCUUGAGUCGUUCAUUGAGUGUUGUAAAUCCCGUAACUGGGUGGCGAAGCCUUUCAUCUAUUCUGAAGAGCGUUAUCGCGCAAUUAUUGAUGAGAGCAGUAGGUUAGAGACUGAAUCUCAUCGUCAAGAGGCGUUUUUAUCACGUAUCUAUCGUGUAGCAUUUUCCGAUGUUUUUACAUGUUGGAUCCAUUUAAAGGCUAUGCGUGCUUUUUGUGAAGCUGCGCUUAAAUUUGGUUUACCUAUAAACUUCAAUUGUUUUUCUCUUUGGCCUACGGAUCGAUGUGACAUGAACAGUUUGAAGCAUACAUUGGACUCCAUGUUACGUCGUAGUCCUGCGGGUAACGGUACUCAAGAUCAUAACGAUUUGGAUGGAGAGGUGGAAUACGAUUCUUUUAUAAGUUUAAGUUUCAAUUUACUGCUGAUUACUAUUUGUUUAAAAAUGUUAUUGUCUUCUGGUCGUAUUAUCUGGCGGUCCUGUGUACCGGUUUCCUUUGGUCAGCGUCGUCACGUGGUGAAGUUGGCUAAGAACACUGAGGAGUACCAUGCAGCUCUUAAAGGGAGUGAAUUUGUGUUAGCUAAAUUUGGUGCUAGUUGGUGUAAGCCCUGCCAGAAGGCGAGGGUUUAUGUUGAUGAGCUGAGUGAGGAGUACCCUAAUAUGUUAUUCCUUGACGUUGAUGUAGACGAGUUACCACAGAUUGCUGACGAGGAGGGUGUCAAUAGUAUCCCAAUGUAUAAGAUAUUUAAUUGUGUUGGCUGCGGUAUCCCAGUUACAUCGUCAUAUGACUUGAUAUCCACUAACUUCCGGGGACGUACCGGAAGCGCAUGGCUUUUUUCAAGGGCAUAUAAUGUAUCCGAGGGCAUGGUCGAAGAACGCAUGAUGACAACAGGUCAUCAUGCGAUAUCUGAUGUCUAUUGUAACGGUUGUGGUAACAAUCUCGGCUGGAAAUAUCAUGACGCUACUCAAGAAUCACAGAAAUACAAGUGUGGUAAAGUUAUUCUAGAAAAGGUAAUGAGCUUAGUUCACCGUAUUAACCUGGCAUCAGAGUUUGCUAAAGGGCAGUGA